AUUUUAUUUUUGUUUUAUCAAUCUGCUUCUAUUGUCUGUUGACGUUAAAGCUGCAGGAAGUGUUCACGACUCUGAGCUAGCGGCUGGAGCGUGCUUUUAUUUUGCUAACUGUUGAUGCUUAACGCGGUAGCAGCAGAGUGAGAACUGCUGCUGGCUGCAGAUGACGGAUGCAUAAUUGUCGGUGCAGACACACAGCAACGUUGACUAAUUAAACUUCUUCCUCAAGUGUGGUGCGCAUGCGUGUGUGGGUGCCAUGAAGGUAAAGGUGAUCUCCAUCCUGGAAGACAACUACAUGUACCUGGUGAUCGAGGAGCAGAGCAAACUGGCCAUAGCUGUGGAUCCUGCAGUUCCUCACCGACUGCUAGAAAUAGUGAAGAGAGAAGGUUUGUCUCUGACUGCUGUCCUCACGACGCACCAUCACUGGGACCAUGCUCGGGGGAAUGAGGCGCUGCUGAAGGAGCUCCCAGGUCUGAAGGUGUUCGGUGGAGAUGAUCGGAUUGGAGGUCUGACGGAUAAAGUCACCAACGCUCAGGAGCUGAAGUUUAGCUCCAUCAAUGUGAGGUGCCUGUUUACUCCGUGCCAUACCUCUGGUCACAUGUGCUACUUUGUUUGGGAGGAUGAGUGCACUGACGCGCCCGCUGUGUUCACAGGGGACACGCUGUUCAUCGGUGGAUGCGGACGGUUUCUAGAGGGAACAGCAGAGCAGAUGUACCACAACCUGACCCAGGUGCUCGGCUCCUUACCGCAGGACACGAAGGUGUUCUGUGGACACGAGUACACCAUCAAGAACCUGAAGUUCGCCGUGCUGGUGGAGCCAGAGAAUGAAAAGGUUAAAGAGAUGCUGAGCUGGGCCAGGGCAAGAGAUGAUGACGACAAACCCACGGUGCCAUCCACCCUGAUGGAGGAGUUUGAAUACAACCCUUUUCUUCGCCUCUCGGAGGAAAGUGUGCAGAAGUUCACAGGGAAGACGGACCCGAUCGAGGUGCUGAGGGUCCUGCGGAAGGAGAAGGACAAAUUUAAGAAGCCCAAGGAGAGACUUCCUCCUCACGCCAUGCUGGCUCUGGAGUGGGGGCUGCUCCGACCCUGAGGUCCUGCUUCUAAUCACGGGACAGCUAGAAGGAGGAACUGGAGGUAAAUAACCGAAUGCAGCAAGACACCAGACUGUAGAUAGCGGUGUUUGCUGCUUUAACUCUUUAACUUUGACCCAUUUAAACUGCUGGGCGCCUGGUUGGUUGUGUUCUCGUUGUUAUAAAACCACGUCUGCACAAAAAGGCCAGUUUAUCGCUGCUUCCAUUAAAUGUUCCUACAAGGUCAUUAAAGGCCUCCCAGUCUCUUAUGCACAAACUAAUUGCACCAAGUAAAAUCUACUGAUACUCAUUUCCAGUAAAACUGAUGGGAGUGUAUGUAUUUAUUAAACUACUAGUUUUGGGAAAACUUAACAAUUUCUUUCUGAUUUAUUUGUAUUAUUCUGUUUUAUUUCCUUUCUAGAUGUAUAUUUGUCUUAUAGCCUUGGUAGUGCUCUCUUAUUUAACCUUUUGACUAAUUUCUGUAUAUUUAUAUAUUUACUGGUUGCUGUUUUUUUCUUACUUUUAAAACUUUGGAUCUAAUUUACCAUUAAGUCCAAUUGAAGUGAGUUCAGAUUGCACCUUGUAUUCUCAGACAGGUAUUCAAUAUGUUAACUGUACCACAACAGAAGGAAAAAAACAUGCAGUGUACAUUACUCUGAAUGUAAAUUGCUGCUUUUCAUUCCAAAGUUUACAUCCACAUCGUACAAGAGCCUAAAACUGUACACCAGAGUCAAGAUGAUUCAAUAAAACAUAUCAGUCUGAA
Messenger RNA from Stegastes partitus (bicolor damselfish), 1830 nucleotides. RefSeq names its product hydroxyacylglutathione hydrolase-like protein. The transcript has 8 exons. Bases 254 to 1087 code for a protein of 277 amino acids. The record is from RefSeq and is a predicted model, not a curated record. Lineage: Eukaryota; Metazoa; Chordata; Actinopteri; Pomacentridae. Gene Ontology annotation, molecular function: hydroxyacylglutathione hydrolase activity.